Blepharisma stoltei is the source of this 1824-nucleotide messenger RNA. The record is from the annotation of a GenBank genome assembly. NCBI's taxonomy places the organism in Eukaryota, Ciliophora, Heterotrichea, Heterotrichida, Blepharismidae.
AUGGAAUACAAAGUCAGUUUAAGCGACAUAGAUAUUCUCCAUACUUUAGGCAAAGGUAUCCAUCAAUUUAGGCGCUUAUGGGAGAGUAAGGCUGGGCUUUAUGAAAUCGAUUGGUGAAUAUGUAGCUGUCAAGAUUAUUAAAAAAGCAACCAUAUUGCAAAAAAAAGAAGUAGAACAUAUCGUCUCGGAAUUUACGAUCUUAAAAAGAGUUAUUCUAAGGAUCCCCACUUAUUUGUCCAAUUUUCUAGUCUUUUUUUUCUUACUCCCCCCCCCCCCCCUCCGUGAGCGAACAAAACCAUUAGAAAAAAUCGCCAUUUUUUGACCAAAAACCCACCCUCCGUGAGUGAACAAAAAAUUUUUUUAAUAGAAAAAAUUUUAAUGAAAAAAAUUUUGAUAUAUAAGUGAUAAUUAGUAUAAUGAAAUCUAGAGCUAAUUCUGUUUAAUUUUAAACAAAUUGCGUUUUAAAACAUAAAUUUUUGCAAAUUAAAUUAAUAUUUGCUUCCCAAUUUUUGCAAAUUAGGAUUUUUUUAAAUUUCGAAAAAAAAUAUUUUUUAUAAAAUUUAUAUAUAAAUUUUUUUUAAAAAAAAAAAUUAACCCCCCUCCGUGAGCGAACAAAUUUUUUUGUUCGCUCACGGGAGGGGGGGGGGGAGUUAGAAAUUUUUUUUUAGGACCUCAUUUGUCCCAAAAUCUAGUCAAAAAUGAUUUUUUUCCCAUUUUCUAAUCUUUUUUGGAUUUUUCCUAAUGUCCUAAAUUUUGAUUUUUUACUUUAAAAAAACUACAAUUGAGGUCCUAAAAAAUUUUUUUUUCUAUAGAAAAAUGGACAAAUGAGGGGGGGAUCCUUACAUUGAAUAAUUUCAAAUUAUUUAUUAAUUAUAUAUAAAAAUAAACUACUAUAAAGUAUUUACAGAAUAAUCAUCCGUUUAUAAUAAACUUCAAAGGCUUUAACCAAGACACCCGAUAUUUAUAUUUUGUUUUAGAAUUCAUCCCAGGCGGUGAUCUUUUUAAGUACCUGAGAACAAUUGGAAAACUCGAAAACACCCACGCUUGUAUAUAUGCAGCACAAAUGAUUUCGGCUUUGCAAUAUUUGCACCAAAACAACAUUGUUUAUAGAGAUCUUAAGCCAGAAAAUAUAUUAAUUGAUGCAGAUGGUUAUAGGGUUUUCCCUAUAUAGUCCGAUAAGGCCGUGGGUUCUCCGUGGAAUCUCUCUGUUGGUCAAACCAACUCAGUGCGUUUGUUUGACCAUUCACUGGCUGGUUCAACCAGCAGAGAGAUUCCACGGAGAACCCACGGCCCUUAUCGGGCCAUAUAGGGAAACACCUAUAUUUAAGAUUGACCGAUUUUGGAUUUGCUAAAGUUAUUGAGGAAAGGACUUAUACUCUCUGUGGGACGCCUGAAUAUUUAGCUCCAGAAGUUAUAUUAAAUAAAGGCUAUGAUCAAGGCGUUGAUUGGUGAACUAUAGGAGUUCUUAUAUUUGAACUACUUGCUGGGGUUGACCCAUUCAAUACAACAGAUCCAUCAAAAAUCUAUAGGAAAAUCCUUAAAGGAAAAAUCCGGUACCCAAAAAACUUCAAUCCUAGAGCUAAAAAUUUAGUAAAACAUUUAGUGACUUCAGAUACUGCGAAAAGAUAUAAGAUAAAUGAUAUAAAAAAUCACGCAUGAUUUGAAGAUAUUGAUUGGAAUCUUUUAUAUCAUAAAAGAAUAGGAAUGCCGUAUAUCCCUGUGCUCAGAGCUCCUACAGAAAAUAUAAAUUUCGGGUCUUACCCAGAUUCAGAUACUUUGGCUCCUGCUAUAGCUACAGAAUAUGAUCCUUUUAUAGAUUGGUAA